This is a messenger RNA of Mercenaria mercenaria, 5026 nucleotides long. RefSeq names its product protein unc-50 homolog A-like. Bases 176 to 1036 code for a protein of 286 amino acids. The record is from RefSeq and is a predicted model, not a curated record. The transcript is spliced from 8 exons. Lineage: Eukaryota; Metazoa; Mollusca; Bivalvia; Venerida; Veneridae. Gene Ontology annotation, cellular component: Golgi membrane.
UAAAUAUGAACUUUUGAAUUCUUUAUGUGUUCAAAUUCGUUACUUGAUACGCAUAUUUAUAUAAGUUGAUUAGUAGUCGGAUGUAAAUAUUUGGAUGUUAAAGUAAAGACGGUAUCACCUGGAAAUUUCUAUUAAGUAGUCGCAAUAUUGAAGGUGAUUUCUCUCGCUAGUGACAAUGACUAGUCAACGAGAUGCAUUCAGUUACCGGAGCGUGUCUCCGGCAAUGUCACCCCAGCUAUCUCCACAGACAUCUCCACCAUCUUCACCAUUCUUUUCAAAGACAGAAGACCAUACAAGGCAUGAACGUAGAUUAUCAGCGAAUGCUAAAAGACAGAAAUAUUUGAGACGGCUGUUGAAAUUUAAACAGAUGGACUUUGAAUAUGCAUUUUGGCAAAUGAUUUACUUGUUUGUAGCACCACAAAAAGUAUACAGAAAUUUUCAGUACAGAAAAAACACAAAAGACCAGUGGGCAAGAGACGACCCAGCUUUUCUCGUCUUACUGAGUUUCUGGUUGAUAAUUUCCUCUGUUGGGUUUGCUGUGGUGCUUGGAUUACAUUUUCUGGGAUUUCUCAAGUUCAUAGUGUGGGUUGUAUUUGUGGAUUGUAUAGGUGUGGGAUUACUAAUUGCUACAUUGUUCUGGUUUAUAACAAACAGAUAUAUGGUGAUAUCUCCGCCGAGGGGUCAGGAGAUUCCAAAGGGUCAGGAUGUAGAGUGGGGCUAUGCGUUUGAUGUACAUCUCAAUGCUUUCUUCCCACUUCUCAUGAUACUGCAUCUCUUUCAGCUGGCUUUUCUGCACUCUGUGAUAAAUCAAGACUGGUUCAUUGGUCGUUUCUUUGGUAACACUCUCUGGUUGGUGGCCAUUUGUUACUAUAUAUACAUAACAUUUCUUGGAUACAGUGCAUUGCCAUUUUUAAAGAACACACGAGCAUUGUUGUUUCCUGUGACAGGAGUGAUAAUUGUUUAUGUACUGUCUUUGAUUCUAAACUGGAACUUCAGUUGGCAUAUGUGUACGUUCUACAGAUUUCGUGUAUUCUAGCAGUGUGUACAGCGACCACACGGAUCCAAGAUACAUAAUAGAGAUUGUGAAAAAUGUAGAUAUGUACAGAAUGUGUUUUUGUAAUUAAAAUAUUUUGGGAUCACAAUGUCUGUUGCAGAUUUGUUUUUAUAUAAGUUGAAUGAAUCUGUUAUAUGCUUUUAUGAAAUUUUCAGCUGGAGUAGUAAUAAGUAAAGUAUUUAACUCUGUCUUUUAAAGACAAAGCAAUGUAUUUUGACAUUAAUAGCUUCUUAAGCAUAUAUAUAUCUGGUUUAUGAGGUUUUCAGUGGGCAGUUAAGCCUAAUUUAUGACUAAAUUUAACAAACAGCCAUGAAAGACAAUGAAUAAUAACUGCAGUAAUUAAAUAACUAUUACUGUAUACUGAAGUGAGCAGAAGAGUCCAGAUGUAACUAGGGCUUGCCCAGUUGGUAGAGCAUGGGACUAUAAACUAGGUCAUAGGUUUUAUUUCCUGGGCAAGUUGAAUGUUCUCCAUGCUAAUUUAAAAGAAGAGAAAAUAUCUUUGAUUUGUUGGGUAAAUACUUGCCCAGACUAAGUCAGGAUUGCUACAGAAUCAGGAAACCCUAGUUAGGUUAAACUGUUUACUGACUCAGAUAUUGUUGAAAACCAUAGUUUAACCAAUAUCAUAAAAAAACUAAAAAUGUACCUACAUGAAUGUGAUACCUACUGAAAGUAGAUAGAAUUUUUGUGUACUAAAUGAAGGGACAUAACUGAUGGUUAACAGCAAAGAAUACCUCGGAGAGUGCAUACAUGGUCUGUGUAAUGUUUAGGUGUUCUGUGUAACACUUUCCUAAUUUAUAUAUAUCUUGUAAAUACUACACUUGUACAAAGGGGUGAAUAAGGACUGGGAGGGGCUUUUAGACAUCAGAUCUGCUAGCAUAUUUUAUAAUGUCUGUAGUAGUUUUCCUCUAUGGAAAACAUUCUUGAGACUAUCAUCUUUUUUUCAAUUAAAACUACUUUUCUAGACUUCUUAAUAUCGCUUUAUUUUUAUGUGCCUGUUUCGGAAAAAUGGACAUAUUAUGUAAUGGUGCAUGCAUCUGUCUGUUCGUCCGUCAUAUUUUGUGUCCGAAACAUAAUUACUAUUCAAAAUAUUGACUGAACUUUACAUAUAGGUAGGCAGCAAUGAGACGAUUUACAGAGAGCAUGAACUAAGUUGAUAGGUCAAAAGUCAUUGUCACAAAUGGAGCUCAAAGAUACAUAUUUCCCAAAUAUUUUGUGCCUGGAGCGUAACUUAAUAACUAUUCAAGGUAUUGACUUUAAACUUGGUAUAUAAGUUGGGAUAUUGAGGGAUGCAACAAUCCCCAUUACUUGCCUAACACCCUCCACUAACACAGCUGUCUUGAUCUUUAGCACCCUUGGUUGGACCUCGCUUAAGUUUGCUGUUACAGUAAUGGUUACACAUUUUUGGGCCAUGGCAACAAUUUUUUUUUAAAAAAGCUUUUAAGAUAUCUGGUCCACAAAUAAGCAAGUUCUAUAUAACAGUGCUAUUAAAAUAUAUCAGAUAUUGAUGCCAUGUAAGCUCAUAUAAUUUUGGUGUUAUUUGAAAGAGAAUUGUCUACUGAAAAAGAAAAUAUAAAUUACAUGACAAAAAUAUUUUAUAGAAUUAGUUCUUUUACUUUGUAGUUUUCAAUGAUACUUCAACAGAAAUCCAGUUAUUACAGAUCUAUCAUUUCACAGUCAAUAACAUGGCUGAAAAAAGGUCAAGUGACUUAGGGCCUCUUGUAUUAAUAUAUUGUUACCUCUAUAUCCAAUGAAACAUUUAUGAUCAAGAAUUUUCACAGGAAGCAUACAGUUGUGUAAAUGCUUCAGCCGUCUGUAGUGUAAGCGUAUACCUCUUAUCAUGUUAUACUCGUGUUCAGAACAUCAAAGUAUAUUUGGUAGUACAUAUAGAUACGCACCUGGUUUUUUUUUUUUAAUCAAGAUGUUUGUGUGGUUUAUCAACUGAUAACGUGGGAGCGUACUGUUCAGGAGCAGUAAUUUAACCAGGACAUGGUUCGAGUGGUUGAAUAUCAGAUAAUAAAUCACAACAAAGCCAUCAUUAUUUUCAUUCUUACAUGAUCAUAAAUCUUAGAGUACUAUGAUAUAGAAAUAUGCAGAGUAGAUGAUCUAUAUUCAUUGUUAGGUAAUGAACUUGAUGUUAUGAACUUUUAUCUUCAUGUAAGAAUGAUUAAUGGUUUAACUUGUUUUAACAUAUGUCUUGAAGAUUUGUGGCAAGGAAUUAUGUAAUUUUUAUAGGUAGAUACACUUUGUUUUUGCCAUGUUUACAAGAUUUAUAUCAAUUUAUAACUUCCGUUGAACAAAAUCAAUUUCUUUAUUUUUUAGCUACAGACACUAUGUCAUAGGUUGUUACAUCCAUACAUAUUUUCAUGAUAAUUUGAAUUUAAACCUUGUGAAUGUAUUCAUCAUGACUGGUUUAUAAAUAUUUUUCCAGCCAAAAAGAAUGUGUUUGUUCAGUAAAGCUUGGCCGUUUCUUAUAUAAACUUAGCUUUUUGUUUGACAUUUUGUGAGAUAUUGAAAGCUGCAUUUUUAUGUAUUUUUGGAACACAUAAGAUUAAUCCUUAGCCUGCUAAAUUUCUAUAAUAGACUGGUCCAUCAUUCAGUUUGGGCAAUACCAUUUAUUAUUCGAAGGGGUGUUAACUGAAAAUUUACUGACUGAAUAGCGAACAGUGCAGACCAUGAUCAGACUGCACGGAUGUGCAGGCUGAUCUUGGUCUGCACUGGUCGCAAAGGCAGAAUUACUGCCGCCAGCAGGCAAAGGGUUAAUUGGGUCACUAAUAAAAUACAAAUAGUAGAGUAUUUUAACAAAUAAUCCCUGUGAGUAGUGCUACAUUUAUCCAUGUUGAUUGGACACAUUUAUUAGAAUUUAAUUGAUACAGGGUUAUGCAAUAAAAGUACAGUAUAAGUUUUGUAAACAUCUGACUUGCUUGAAUAACACAGUACUUUUAUCCCUGAAGGGUUUAUAGACCAGUAAAUUGAAUGGUAUUUGAAAACAAAAGCAGACUUUGUGGGGUAGCUAAAAUUACUGUACUUCUGACACAUUUAUUUCCAUUGGGCAGUCUUUGUUUUGUCUUUACUUUAUGUUAUAUUCUUAUUCUGUUUUGAGUGUGUUUGAAUUCAUGCAUAUAUGCAGAAAGUUACUUCCAGAUUUUUGAAAACAGAUGUAUCAAAAUUGGUAUUUAUGUAAGACAGUGUAAACAUUAUAUACAGGAAAGAAAGUUAGCCUUCUCCUAAUAAGGUAAAGGAAAGGUUCUCUUUUUUAUAGAAAAUCUGACAAAAUAGCUGCUAUUCCUCAGUAGUAGAAUGUUUGGAAAUUCUGUGAUAUACAGAGAGAAUUACAAUGUCUGUUGUCUCCCUUUGGAUUUUCUUAUUUGCAAAAAUUCAGUGAAUUAGAGUAGUAAUAAUUAAGCAAGAUUCAGCAAUACUGAUGAAACCAAUUCAAAAUGAUGAACAAACAACUCACUUUCAUGAAAAGCAAAUAUAAUGUUUUUGCAGAAUGAUGCAAAAAUGGCUAGAAAAUUCCAUUUAGUAUCCAAAUGUCCAUAUUUCGCUUGCUAUGUGUUAAUUUAUGGGAGGUUUACUUUAUUACAUUUUAUUUUUCUAAUGACUGCAGAUGGAUAUUUUAUCUUGUGAUCAAAGUAGACUUUUCUAAUGAAUGAAGGAGUUACCAUUUUCCAAAGAUAUGCUAAAUGAAUAUGUGCAUUUUGUGUUGAAAAAAAAAAUGAAAUAACCAAAACUGCAAGUUUGGUGUUUUGAAUGCCGGCCAUGGAUAUGAAGGUUAAAAUAACUUGUUUCUGAAGCAGUUUUGUUAAACUGUGUACAGGUUCCGAGGUCAGGAAAAAAUUAAUUUGAAACAAUUGUUUAUUUGAAUCCUUUAUAUGUUAGAUAUUUGAAAGAAUUAUGUACAUGUGUAUUAUAUAUUUAUGAACGAAUCAUGUUGAAACUGAAUUAAACGUGUCAUUUUACUGCAAAAUGAAA